AUGGCCGACGAAGUCCCCCUUGGUCCGCAGGCUGAUUUCAAUAUCAUUGCUACCGAGAUACCGAAGAUACCAAAUACACCUGCACUCGCCGGCGGCCAGCAACUUCUCGCUGAGCUCCGUGCAAUGAGGGAGCAGGCAACGAGAGACACGAUGGCAAUCCGACAAGACGUUGCAAAUAUCCGCCAGGAAAUUGUCGAUGUUCGUCAAGAGCUUGUGACCAUAAUUACUGCGAAUCACAAUAAUGCAGCCUGGGUUCAGAAUACAUACCUUCGAAGUUAA
Messenger RNA from Exophiala aquamarina CBS 119918, 279 nucleotides. RefSeq lists its product as uncharacterized. The transcript has 2 exons. Bases 1 to 279 code for a protein of 92 amino acids. Lineage: Eukaryota; Fungi; Ascomycota; Eurotiomycetes; Chaetothyriales; Herpotrichiellaceae. The record is from RefSeq and is a predicted model, not a curated record.